This is a messenger RNA of Geodia barretti, 1425 nucleotides long. The record is from the annotation of a GenBank genome assembly. Lineage: Eukaryota; Metazoa; Porifera; Demospongiae; Tetractinellida; Geodiidae.
AUGGCAAGAUCCGAAGUUUUCUAUAUGGAUGCCCAUUCGGAAUCCACGGAGACUAGCCUCGUCGCGAAGAUGACGACGGUGUUUGAUGCCGCCGGGCUUGAUGAAAUGAUUAAGCCCAACGAUAUUGUGGCUAUCAAGAUUCACUGCGGCGAGUGGAACAACACGGCGUAUCUGCGACCCGUCUAUGCGCGGGCGCUCGCCGACCGAAUCAAGGAGCUGGGCGGACGACCGUUCGUCUGCGACACGACGACCUCCACCUACUCGCCAUGGGGUUCGCGCUCCAGCGAGUUGGACAUUCUGCUGACGGCAGAGCGCAACGGCUACAACUCGGCGACGCUGGGCUGCCCGUUCAUCUGCGCGGACGGCUUCAUCGGCACGAGCGACUUCCGCGUUGACAUUCCUGAAGGCUACCUGCUGAAGGAAGCAUAUGUCGCGCAGGCGAUCGCAGCGGCGGACGUACUCAUCGCGCUGACCCACUUCAAGGGUCACGGCAUGGGCGUCAUCGGCGGCGCGCUGAAGAACCUCGGCAUCGGCGCACAGUCGAAGCGCGGCAAGCUGAACGUCCACAUGGGCGGACAUCCGAACUACGGCUAUGGCGCGGCGGCGAUAUUCCAUCCUGAACGCUUCCAGGGCAAGGAGAACACGCCCGACUGGGAGAUUCUAGAGGACUGCUGCCCGUUCGACCUGUAUCACAUCAACGAGAAGGACGAGCUUGAGUGGGACCGCGAACGCUGCACGACCUGCCUGGGCUGCUUCGGCGUUAUGGGACCGCGAGGUCUCGCCGAAAUCCCACCCGUCAACUUCGACGCGGUCGAUGUCGCCAUCGCCGACGCCUGCCUGGGCGUUGAGAAGGCAGUAGGCCGCGACAAGGUCGGCUACAUCAACCUGGCUAUCGACGUCUCACCGAAGUGCGACUGCGGCAACCAUUCCGAUGUGCCGAUAGUACCGCAUCUGGGCGUGUUCGCCAGCACGGACGCCGUCGCAAUCGACAUGGCGUGCGUUGACAAGGCGAAGGAGUCGCCGGGCAUGCCGGGCUCAGCGGUCGAGAUGAUGGAAGCGCACCAUCCGGGCGACAACAAGUUCGAAGCCGCCGCAGCGACCUUCCACGGUCAGAGCGAGGUUGCGAGCAUCAACACCGGUCACGAGAUCGGUCUUGGCAGCCGCGACUACACGCUGAUCGAGGUCGAGCCGCAGUCCGCGGAGAGGCACAAGUUCCCGUAUGACCGCAGGCCCAGCCGCCAGCGGUUCAAGGAGCGCUUCGAGAAGUUCCAGCCGUUCCCGUAUGACAGGCACGACGGCAAGGGCUUCGCGCGCAACGACGUUGUUGACUUCGACCGCGUGAAGAGGCACUAUGACCACUCCACGAACGGUCACCAAGAGGAAGUGGAGAUCAGGGAGCUUCAGCCGGCCGACGACGACGAAUAG